CUUGGAUAGCAUGAAGUAACAACUUAUUUUUUAAGGUAGUCCACAAUAUCGAAAUUGAGCCGAACGAAACAAUUUUUUCUGAGAUUUCAAAAAACAUAUCGCUCGUGAAUCUUCUAUUACAAGAUUUGAUGAAAAAGUACGAUUUACUUAAACAUUUAACUCACACGGAUACGGAUAAAAUCAGCACGAAUAAGACGUUAAAUGAAUUCAUCAAUAUGAAGUCACAUUAUAAAGUCAGAGCAAAAGAUAAGAUAAAAGAACCAAAAAAUACUCUUAGUGCUACUGAAUAUGAUAUCGAUCAAUCAACUGAAGAUAAUGUCAGUGGGAUACACAAGAAAAAAACCCCAAAGGGAAAGAAAAUUUAUAACAAGGAUGAUCAUUUUUCCAGGGAUACUAAGAUUCCGUUAGGAUACCCUCUCAAAUUAGAAGGUACGACUUUAUUCUUUACUGAUGAAUCAUCUGAAAAUAAUACGAAUGAGACACAUUACAAAAGGAAGCCAAGGGAUAAAAAACUUUUCGGUAAAAAAGACACUGUUUCAUCAGAUUCACAAGAAGAUACAUUUGUUACAAUAAUAUCUCAAAGUUCAACAACACAAAAGCCAAUUAAAUUAAAAGAAAAUCUUAAGCACAAAAAGAUAACUCAAAAAGAUAAUGUAGAUGAAGAAAUACUUAGAGGUAAUCCAAAAGAAAGUGAAGGUUCAGAAGAUGUAAAAAAAGUAUUAGUGAUUCAUUUAGAUAGUAAUAAAAAUCCUAAUGCAAAUCAGCUACGAACACCUCAUUCAAAUGAAGUGAAAAUUCCAUCAACAAAAAAGAAGCAGCGCACAACGGAGUCUUCUAAGUUUAAAUCGGAUAUUGCAGCCGACCCCAAUUCAGAUUUCGAAGAGCAUAAAGUGAUGCAAGAAGAAAUUUCAAGAGCAAAAUCACUACGACAAGCCCUUGGUGAUGCCUGCACCAAACUUGUCAAUAGGAAAUGUAAAAAAGCAUUAAAAGAUGUCCUAACAGAUAUCUGCAAAAAGGAGAGAAAAUGCUCAAGUAAAUUCAACAACGACUUUACUCAAAAUGGCAUUGAUGCUUGUGACGAGGAGUUUAAAAACCCCAACGGAAAAAGAGGUCAAAAUGUUCGUCAUGAUAAGCAUUUUAGAGAUUACGAUGAUGAUGAUGAUGAUUCAGAAAAUGAUGAUCAUGAUCGGGAUGAGGAACUAACUGGAGCACAAUUCAUUGACUACACAAGGCAAGGAUUAUUAGACAUGACAUGUCUACAAGCUAUAAGCGACUUUAAAAAGCCAAAAAUUGCGGAAAGGACAAACGUCACCAACAUCGAUACCAAAACCCAUGACGUCCACAUAUUACGUGAUAAACUCGAAAACGCUUGCCGAAAGGCAUCCUUCGAAAAAUGUAAUAAAGCUUGUAAAUCUGCAAGCAAGAAAACAUGCAAAAAACAUGAAUGUGUUACUGCGAAAGAGAAAGCCCUUGGAAAAAGUUGUAAAAAGCGAUGUAUGGAAAGCUAUGGAUAUCACGAAGAAGAUUCUAGUGAAAGUGACUCAUCUUCGGAUGAAGAUUCAGACAGUUAUUAAAGAAAUUUUAAAUAAUUA
This is a messenger RNA of Cydia pomonella (codling moth), 1592 nucleotides long. RefSeq lists its product as uncharacterized. The record is from RefSeq and is a predicted model, not a curated record. Lineage: Eukaryota; Metazoa; Arthropoda; Insecta; Lepidoptera; Tortricidae. Bases 129 to 1574 code for a protein of 481 amino acids. The transcript has 5 exons.